Molecule: messenger RNA, 1332 nt
Organism: Cercopithifilaria johnstoni
Lineage: Eukaryota; Metazoa; Nematoda; Chromadorea; Rhabditida; Onchocercidae
Source: the annotation of a GenBank genome assembly
AUGGGGCAACAGCAGUCUGGUUUUGGUGGGAAACGCGAAGACCGAGGAGGCGGUGACGCGGAUAAGGAAAAGAAACGAAAAUAUGAAGCACCAAUUCCAACACGAAUAGGAAAACGCAAGAAGAAGGGGAAGGGCCCGGAUGCUGCUAUUAAACUACCGACAGUAACGCCUCAUACACGCUGUCGUUUGAAGUUGUUGAAAUAUGAACGAAUCAAGGACUAUCUAUUGAUGGAGCAAGAAUUUAUUCGAAAUCAGGAGCGCCUGAAACCACAGGAAGAGAGACAAGAGGAAGAGCGUAGUAAGGUGAAUGAUCUGCGUGGAACUCCAAUGGCUGUUGGAAAUUUGGAAGAAAUCAUCGAUGAUCAGCAUGCAAUCGUUUCCACGAAUGUGGGAAGCGAGCAUUACGUGAAUAUUCUUUCAUUUGUUGACAAGGAACAAUUGGAACCUGGCUGUGCCGUGUUGUUGAAUCAUAAAACUCAUGCUGUGAUAGGAGUUUUGGCUGACGACACUGAUCCGAUGGUUUCUGUAAUGAAAUUGGAGAAAGCUCCACAGGAAACAUAUGCAGAUGUUGGAGGAUUGGACCAGCAAAUACAGGAGAUUAAAGAGUCUGUGGAAUUACCUUUAACUCAUCCAGAAUAUUAUGAGGAAAUGGGCAUUAAGCCACCUAAAGGUGUUAUCCUCUAUGGAUCUCCUGGUACAGGUAAAACUUUGCUAGCCAAAGCAGUUGCUAAUCAAACAUCUGCUACAUUUUUGCGUGUUGUUGGUUCGGAACUUAUCCAAAAGUAUCUGGGUGAUGGGCCCAAAAUGGUGCGCGAACUUUUUCGAGUUGCUGAAGAGCAUGCGCCUUCAAUAGUAUUUAUUGAUGAAAUUGAUGCUGUUGGUACGAAAAGAUACGAUUCUAAUUCCGGAGGCGAACGUGAAAUCCAGCGCACUAUGCUUGAAUUGCUCAAUCAGCUGGAUGGUUUUGAUUCGCGUGGCGAUGUGAAAGUACUCAUGGCGACAAAUCGUAUUGAUUCACUAGAUCCUGCUUUGAUCAGGCCAGGUCGUAUCGACCGUAAAAUCGAAUUUCCAUUACCGGAUGAAAAGACUAAGCGUCGCAUUUUUCAAAUCCAUACGUCACGAAUGACAUUGGCUAAUGAUGUUGAUCUUGAUGAAUUCAUUGCAGCGAAGGAUGAACUUAGUGGGGCUGAUAUUAAGGCGAUGUGUACAGAGGCAGGUUUACUUGCGCUGCGUGAACGUCGCAUGAGAGUAACAAUGGAUGAUUUCAAGAAAUCAAAAGAAAACGUACUUUAUCGCAAGAAUGAGGGAGCUCCGGAAGCUUUGUAUUUAUAA